Messenger RNA from Stylophora pistillata, 960 nucleotides. RefSeq lists its product as uncharacterized. NCBI's taxonomy places the organism in Eukaryota, Metazoa, Cnidaria, Anthozoa, Scleractinia, Pocilloporidae. The record is from RefSeq and is a predicted model, not a curated record.
AUGAUCAGUCAUGAAAUUCCGAGCAGACCGUUGGAGAAAGUUGGCUGUGAUCUCUUGGGCUUUGAGGAUAAACAUUAUUUAGUAUGUGUGGACUACGUCUCGGAUUACUUUGAGGUGGACAGGAUUUUUGGAAAGAAAGGAAAGGAAGUGAUUUCAAGGUUAAAAUCUCAGUUUGCUCGACAUGGAAUACCGGAUCAAUUUAUAAGUGACAAUGGACCACCUUUCAGUUCAAGAGAGUUUCAGGAUUUUCACUGGCCUAUGAGUUUGAGCACCUCACAAAGAAGUACUCUAACUGAGGGAAUUGAAAGCUCUCCUGCUCAGCAAUUGUUUGGUCGGAGAACUGAAACUUUGGUCCCAACGUCUACAAGACUACUUGUUCCAGAAGCGGUACAUCGUGUUCCUAACAAGCUAAAGGAAAGGAAAGUCAAACAGACUUACUACCAUGACAGAGCUGCCAAAGAGUUCGACAGAUUAAAACCUGGAAACGUAGCAUGUGUGAAGCUGAGACCUGAUUCGAGGGAGUGGACUAAGGCAACUGUUGAUAAGGAAGUUGACAUUAGAUCAUAUCAAAUUCGAACAGAGGAUGGCCGUACAUACAGGAGGCAUCAUAGACAUCUCAGGCACACCAUGGAGCCUUUCCUAACAGCGCCAUUUAUGGAGUUUUCAACCAACCUGUCACAGUUACAGCAACAAAAAGGGGUAGUUCCCAGUGGCAAUUUUUCCGUUUCCGAAGCAACAACCAGAAAGCCUGCUUCCAAAGUAUCAACUAGGGAGCUCGCCUCGGGGGCACCAAACAGGAAACCCGUUUCCGAAGCAGCAACCAGUUCUUCAGUCAUCCACAGCCGGAGCCACUCGGUGUUCGAUAAGUUAGAUCCGGUGGCAUACUUUCAGUCCCUGCUUCUGGAGUUUCUACCAGUGAGCCAGCUCUCUCUGCUACCACCCCUAGAAGUGGCAGAGUGA